Molecule: messenger RNA, 1107 nt
Organism: Guyanagaster necrorhizus
Lineage: Eukaryota; Fungi; Basidiomycota; Agaricomycetes; Agaricales; Physalacriaceae
Product: polygalacturonase
Exons: 14
Coding region: 1-1107 (368 amino acids)
Biological process (GO): pectin catabolic process
Cellular component (GO): extracellular region
Molecular function (GO): polygalacturonase activity
Source: RefSeq, a predicted model, not a curated record
AUGUUCAAACACGCUUUCCGCCAGUUCGUCUUCACCGCCGCUGUGCUUGCAGCCGUGUCGGCUAUCCCGACUGGAGAACUGGAGGAGCGUUCAAGUUGCACGAUUUCGUCUGUAUCGACCGCUUCAUCCAUCUCGAGUUGCUCUUCGGUUACCAUCUCUGCCUUCUCUGUUCCUAGCGGAAGCACAUUGUCGCUUUCUCCCAAAUCAGGCGCGACCAUCACCAUGGCUGGCGACAUAACCUUCGCCAAGACUUCUAGCGAUGGACCAUUGUUCACCAUCGACGGCGACGACAUCACAUUCAAUGGCGCAGGAUACUCAUUCGACGGAAAUGGUGCCGACUACUGGGAUGGAGAAGGCACAGACGGCGGUGUCGACAAGCCUCACCCGCUCUUGAAGCACGGCUCCGGCACCUACUCUGACUUCACGGUCUUGAACAGUCCCGCUCAGGCCAUCUCUAUCGGUAACAGUGACGGCCUCGUCUUCGACAGCAUCACGGUCGACAAUAGCGAUGGAGAUACCGAUGAUCUCGGUGCCAACACCGAUGGUUUCGACGUUUCCGCGGACGACGUGACUAUUAAGAACUCUGUCGUGAAGAACCAGGAUGACUGCCUCGCUAUCAAUGAUGGAUCUAGCAUCGUUUUCGAGGACAACACCUGUUCUGGCGGCCAUGGCAUUUCAAUCGGUUCCAUCUCCAGUGACAAUUCUGUAUCAGACGUGACGAUCUCUGGGAACACCGUUAAGGACUCGAUGUACGGAUUGAGAAUCAAGGUCAAAGCUUCAGCCACUGAUGCGUCUGUGUCUGACAUCACGUACUCUGGAAAUACCAUCACCGGCAUCGACAAAUACGGUGUCUUGAUCACCCAGUCAUACCCCGACGAUGACGGUACCCCCGGAACUGGUGGCCCCAUUUCGGAUAUCAACUUCACUGGAAGCACCACCACCAUCACGGUUGGAGACGAUGCCAAGCGUCUGACGAUCGAUUGCGGAGCCUGCUCUGGAACAUGGGACUUCUCCAAAUUGAAGAUCACGGGCGGCUCAGAGGGUACGGUUGACAGCGACGAUGCUACUGUAUGUAUCCGUUCUUUCUUGGUUUUGAUUGUCUCCUGA